Molecule: messenger RNA, 987 nt
Organism: Chanos chanos (milkfish)
Lineage: Eukaryota; Metazoa; Chordata; Actinopteri; Gonorynchiformes; Chanidae
Gene: commd5
Product: COMM domain containing 5
Exons: 7
Coding region: 223-882 (219 amino acids)
Cellular component (GO): nucleus
Source: RefSeq, a predicted model, not a curated record
GUCACUAGAGUGAUAGAAAUGAUAGCAAGUGAUAUUGUUUUUCUGUCUGAAAAUAGGAUAACAAGUCACCUCUAAUUGAUUUAUCGGUCGUUUCCAAUGUGAAAUUUCUAACAGAACAUAGUAUUUUGAUGGAUUUAUGCACACUGGUAUGCUGACCCGUGUUAAACUAGUUUUCCUGGUGUAAGUGUUAAUGCUAACUGUGUUGAUUUAUUGUGACGAAUUAUGUCCUCGAGUCAUUCCAAAACAUCGAGCAGUGUGAUGAGUGAUCAUAUCGGUUUUUUGGGUGGAAGAAUUCCCACAGAAAUUGAAAUUAUGUCUAAACACUUGAAGGAUUUGGACAAAGAAUCAUUCAGAAAAAUGCUCAAAGUUGUUGUUAAUGGCAUUGAGGGUAAGAACUGCAACGAGGCAAUGAAAUCGAUAGCAGAAAGCAGUGCUCUCUCUGAAGAGAAAUUAAGUCACGUCGUAGCUGGCAUGUAUGUACUCCUGAAGGAAGCAUUACGACUCCCUGUCUCAUCGCUAAAACAGGAGGCCUUCAAAGAAGAUCUGAGGGAGCUAAGGAUAUCUGAGGAUUUCAUCACAGACUUUGCCAGUGUUGUUUUUGGAAACAGACGCACAACACUUGAAACUGCAGCUAUACAGCAAGGUCCAAGAUUGCCAGGUCUAGAGGAGUUCAGAUGGAGGGUGGAUGUAGCCAUCUCAACCAGCUCUUUGGCCCGUGCCUUGCAACCUUCCAUUCUAAUGCAGAUGAAGCUUUCAGAUGGAAAUAUCCAUCGCUUUGAGGUUCCUGUCUCUAAGUUCCAGGAACUGCGCUACAAUGUUGCUCUUAUUUUAAAAGAGAUGAAUGACCUGGAGAAGAGAAGUAUUCUUAAGAUUCAAGACUGAGAAUUGUUCACAAACCACUAUUUCCAGCAGUAGUAGACCAACAUUUUUACCAUAAUUCAAUAUAUUGUUGUACUUCUGGACUUUUCUUACCUGUAAUAAAAGUGA